Acytostelium subglobosum LB1 is the source of this 3420-nucleotide messenger RNA. RefSeq lists its product as hypothetical. The transcript is spliced from 2 exons. The coding region runs from base 1 to 3420 and encodes 1139 amino acids. The record is from RefSeq and is a predicted model, not a curated record. Lineage: Eukaryota; Evosea; Eumycetozoa; Acytosteliales; Acytosteliaceae.
AUGCCGCCAGCGAUCAAGAUCAACUAUGAGAGCAAUAAUAUAUCGACACACAUGGCCAAUGGCGGAGUGGUCGGCAACAAGCAUCUGAAAAAGACGCUCAGCACAUACAACCUCACGUCCGACACGGAACACACGAUCAUCAGCGACAACGCCACAAUGAUUGAGGUGUGGCUGGAAUCGAACCAGGCGCUCUUCUCCAACCUCGACCAGACGUCGAUCUUCAUCUGCAUCGACUCUGAGUCCAACCUGAUCAACGCCAUCCUCAGCUACAACCCAUUCUCCUACGCCACCAAGUGGCGCAAGAACGUGUUCGUCUACACCAUGGUUCUGGAGGGCAUGGGCAAGAACACCCACCUCAUCAAGAGCUUCCACAUCCCUCUGCCGCCACAGCUUAACGCCAGUGUGCUGACGCCCAGCUCGGGUGGCGGCACAUCAUCCACCAGCCAGCUGUCAUCGGCUUCAUCUUCGUUCAUCUCGUCGUCGCCCACAUCGUCAACUUCAUCGAUCGGCUCCGACUCGGCCAGCAGCAGCUCGCCAUCCACCUCCUCGCCCACACUGUCUCACGUAUCGUCGUCACCCUCAUCGCUGUCUGCGUCGCCCUUCUCAUCAUUCGCGUCGUCCUCCUCAUCAAUGGUGCCCAACGGACAGCAACAGGCCACGCAGCAACAACAGUCGCCAGCCAUUCUCACAUUCAUCAACAACAUCAUUCAUCGUGUGACACCACAGGGUCAGAACCUGGUCGAGAACAUUCAGUACCUCCUGCUGCAGAGCAUACAGCGCGCACUCAGCAACUUUGUAAAUAGUAUCCAACGCGACCGUCUCUACUACACUCAGGUGGUCUACUACAAGAAGAACGAGGGCAUGUACCUGCCCACGCUGUUCCUGGCCCAGGUCGGGUUGGACCGCGUGGCCGUUGGCGGCAUUCGCAUCCCCGCCUCGGCCUCCACGCUCAGCAUCGCAUCGCGCACCUCAUCGUCCGCGCCACAACACAGUUCUUCGUUGAUGUUCUUGUCAUCGUCGCCCAACGCAACCUCGGGCAGUCUGAUGGGCAUGGGCCAACCAGUCGUUGCCGACAACGACCAAGACCAAGACCCAGCCAGCGACGACAAUGAUGUAUCAUCGUCGGCCUCACCCUCAGCUGGUACACCCUCGACCGGCACACCCUCGAUCGUCAUCUCACCACAACAGCAACUGGCACUGCUUGGACCAAGCUCCAUCCACAACCUCUCGCCCAACAUCCAGUUCAGCUAUCGCAAGGUGACACCCGAGCUCAGCGCCUCACUGACGUCAAGCAGCGUUAACACACUCGAGCAACUUAGCAUCUCAGCAGCCUCUACGAGCGGAACCAGCGAGUCGGCAUCGUCCAGCACCUCAUCGAUGGCCAUCCCCAUGCCUACUCGCCCGCCCCCUCAGCCACUACAAUCAUCGUCGCGCUCCAACUCGGCCACAAAGCUGGCACAACCACAGCCAGCUGUGCGCCAAUUCAAGAUAUCCGAUGAGCAGCCUGAGAAGCCCUCACUUACAAUCUACAAUGCACAGGACAACAAUGGAUGUGCGGUUGUCUCAUCGCUGUAUGGAUGGGACUUUGACAAGAAGGAACGCAGUGGCGAGCCGUUUGCCGACUGUUUCUGUCUAUCAACCAACACCCAUCCUAACCUGCGUGCUACCCUUUCCAUUGCCGAUGGUACUGGACAAAGUCUCGACUCACAAAGGGCUGCUGCCCUUGCUGUCCUUGGAGCGAAUGAGUACAUGGAGAGCAUUCUAGCCGACAUCACAACUACCAAUGACUUGCUGUCAGAGAUUGGAUACUCAAUCAUGGCUGGCCAUAUGAGGAUCAUUGAGGACGAGUAUUACCAGACCAAGGAGUUGCACCUGGAACCCAAGGGCGCCACAACCUUCUGCAUUGGUUGUCUUGGCCAAACAAAGAACAUCCUUCAGAACUUGAGCAAUGGCACACUGUCAUCGUCAUCUUCCUCCAAACUCGGACGGAUGUAUGGUCCCACGGACAAGAGAGCCAAGCAGCUGUCGCGGCCACUACCUCCCCCACCACAAAUCAGGCGGAGCUCAUUGUCGCCCGACACCACUGCCAGCCCCAACCCUUCCCCUUCUACUUCAUCACCCUCCUCCUCAUCGUCGCGCCGUAAGAGUGGCAGCGACAUCACCGUUUCACCAUCACCAUCCACCUCAUCAUCCGCACCAAACUCCAGUCGCACGAUUGAGACAAUCGCUGAAGAGGAGUACAGCAGCCAGAACGACGCACCAUCACACAGCAGCGACACACAACAGAUUUCUCCAGCAGUGAUCGAGCAGGAUAAGGAUAGCAGCAACAGCACAAGCAGCAGUAGCACCAACACCAUCAACAUUGUAAAGGUAAAGCCACCUCCACCAAGGAACUACCUGUCCGUCAACUUGAGCGGAAGUGGCAACAACACGGUCAUCAUCAACACAAUCAACAACAACGUCAACAACACAAUCAACAACAACAUAAACAACAACAACAACAGCAACAUCAACAACAGCAGCAGUAGUAUAGGAACGACCGGAGAGAAUUGUAGUAAUAGUAGUUAUGGUGACGCCAACAGCAGUAGUAGCAGCGGCACCAACAACAGCGGCAGCUUUAAUGGUAGUGUGAAGAGUGCAGGCACGACGACGACCUCGCCCAACACGGCGGACGACAUCAACAACAACAACAGGCUGGCCAGCACGGAUGGACAGUGGUUCUUCAUGAUUGGUUCGGUGGGCGACUGUCGCGCCUUCCGAUUGUCGUGCACGACGAACAAGGUCACCGAGAUCACCAACAGCAAGAACGCCGUCAGGAACUUUAAUGACGCUGGUGGCCAGCUUGGCUGGAUGUGGGGCGGCGAGUCGGGCUCCUGGCCAUUCUCGGCCUCAGAGUACCCAACCAACCAACGACCCGAGCUCCGCGACCAGCUUCUCAAGGCCAAGAAUGACAAGGCCCGUCCACAUCUAAAGAACCUGCACUUUGGUUUGGUGCUGGUCAAUCCAGGCGACCGCGUGUUCAUCGCAUCCGAUGGCAUAACGGACAACUUCCUCAACUCCAACCCAUCGUUGACCACCGAGGAAAACAAGCCGACGAGCAAGGAGGAGCUGGAACAGAACAUCACAAACUUCAUCCGUCAGCAGUCGCCCGAGGUCACAGCCUCGUGCGACACGCUCUGCCAAGCGAUCGUCACGCACUGUCUGGAGAAGACGCAACACUUUAGGAACCUGCAGGAGGAGCAGAGCAGGACAUACAUGGCCAUGAAGGAGAUCGAGGCAACUGGCGUCAGUCUCUCCAGCGAUGCCACCUAUCAGGCGCUCAAGAAGAACCAUUCGCGUCUCAUCAACAGCCAACGACAACUGAAACAUGGCAAGCCCGAUCACUCAUCAAUCGUCAUGUACCAAGUCCCACACUCCUAG